This is a messenger RNA of Dibothriocephalus latus, 258 nucleotides long. NCBI's taxonomy places the organism in Eukaryota, Metazoa, Platyhelminthes, Cestoda, Diphyllobothriidea, Diphyllobothriidae. The record is from the annotation of a GenBank genome assembly.
AUGCUUACAAAGAGCCGGCAGUUGACUGUAAAAGGGGUCACCCUGACGAGUGAUCGUCGUGGCGAGGUGGAACUUUGGCUCACCUCCCCGAUGGGCACAGUGAGCAAGCUGCUGAGCAAACGUCCCUUCGAUCUGGACGUUGCCGGAUUUCAUGCUUGGCCCUUCAUGUCAGUGCACUACUGGGGCGAACUGGCUAACGGCACCUGGACGCUGACAAUUCACUCCGGCAAUGCCGUCGGUAUGCACCGAACUUUCUAA